Molecule: messenger RNA, 1885 nt
Organism: Sinocyclocheilus anshuiensis
Lineage: Eukaryota; Metazoa; Chordata; Actinopteri; Cypriniformes; Cyprinidae
Product: carbohydrate sulfotransferase 8-like
Exons: 4
Coding region: 1-1584 (527 amino acids)
Biological process (GO): carbohydrate biosynthetic process; proteoglycan biosynthetic process
Cellular component (GO): membrane
Molecular function (GO): sulfotransferase activity
Source: RefSeq, a predicted model, not a curated record
AUGGAAAGCUGUGUGAAGUUCAGAGGAACCACUCAGUCCAGGCAGGAGCAGUGCGCUCAGUUCAGUGAGGUCGUGGGCAGCGUCUCUGCUCGACUCGGCAGAGUCAACCAGCGGUCAGAGGAGGGCGACAUCGACCCCAUUUCACCGAUGCAGCUGCCAGAUUCCCAGUGGAAACGACAAGCCGCCACGCCGGGGUCCCGGGAGCACGACCCGAGCUCUCAACAGGUCACCAAACGCCACCGGAAACUAUUAAAGACCAGCCCGGUGCGGCGACCCCACACGAACUCUUCACACCCACCAUCAUCUUCAUCGAGCUCACGGCGUCUGUCUGACAUCCAGGAGUCCCGUCGACGGAUCAUACGGGAGGUCUGCGGGAAAUAUCGGAGUAAUAUUUCACGGACGAUAACGCCGCAUCACGUGUCGCGGAUUUACGUGGAGGACCAUCAUAAACUGCUGUACUGUGAGGUGCCUAAAGCCGGAUGCUCCAAUUGGAAGAGAAUCCUGAUGGUUUUGGCCGGCGUCGCCAACUCUACGCGAGAAAUCAAUCAUGUGGCUGUUCAUUACGACAAUCACCUGAAACGCCUGGACAGCUUCGACCAUCAAGGCAUCUCUAAGCGCUUGGAGACGUACACCAAAGUCCUGUUCAUCCGAGAGCCGAUGGAGAGACUGGUGUCUGCCUUCAGGGACAAAUUCGAGAGCCCCAAUUCCUACUACCAUCCCGUAUUCGGAAAGCCCAUCAUCUCCAAAUACAGGAUUCUGUCUGACAUCCAGGAGUCCCGUCGACGGAUCAUACGGGAGGUCUGCGGGAAAUAUCGGAGUAAUAUUUCACGGACGAUAACGCCGCAUCACGUGUCGCGGAUUUACGUGGAGGACCAUCAUAAACUGCUGUACUGUGAGGUGCCUAAAGCCGGAUGCUCCAAUUGGAAGAGAAUCCUGAUGGUUUUGGCCGGCGUCGCCAACUCUACGCGAGAAAUCAAUCAUGUGGCUGUUCAUUACGACAAUCACCUGAAACGCCUGGACAGCUUCGACCAUCAAGGCAUCUCUAAGCGCUUGGAGACGUACACCAAAGUCCUGUUCAUCCGAGAGCCGAUGGAGAGACUGGUGUCUGCCUUCAGGGACAAAUUCGAGAGCCCCAAUUCCUACUACCAUCCCGUAUUCGGAAAGCCCAUCAUCUCCAAAUACAGGGUGAAUGCAUCGCAGACGGCUCUGAAGACGGGAAGUGGUGUGACCUUUCGAGAGUUCAUCCACUAUCUUUUGGACGUGCAUCGUCCCGUGGGAAUGGACAUCCAUUGGGAAGCGGCCAACCAGCUCUGCAGCCCCUGCCAUCUUCACUACGACUUCAUCGGGAAGGUCGAGACCUUGGAAGAAGACGCCAACUUCCUUUUACGAAAGAUCGGUGCGCCGGAGAACCUGACGUACCCCUCGUUCAAGGACGGGAACCCCAAAGCGGCCAGAACUUCUACUCAGAUCACGCAGCAUUAUUUUUCGUUGCUGAACGCGUCUGAGCGCCAGCGGGCUUUUGACUUCUACUACAUGGACUACUUGAUGUUUAACUACUCCAAACCCUACAAAGACCUGUACUGAAGCUUGUGCUUUAACUGCUGGUUACCUGUGCGCGCUGUCCAUCGUCUGAUCAAUGCUUCAGAGACUAAUUAGACUAAUCCAUAAUUACACAGUCUCAUCCUCUUUGGAGAUUCAUCCGUCAAUAAUCCGGAGCACAUCACUCAUUUACAUAAAUGGCUCUUAAUUUGCCAUUAAAAAGUGUCCUAACCAGGCGUGACUCCACAAGUUACCAGUGACUAACUCAUCUGUCUCACUGACAGCAUAAAUUGAGUGUGAUGUUUAAAAACUCACAGCCAACUAUCAAAUGUUUAGUAUACAGAGU